Messenger RNA from Haliotis rufescens (red abalone), 2458 nucleotides. RefSeq lists its product as uncharacterized. NCBI's taxonomy places the organism in Eukaryota, Metazoa, Mollusca, Gastropoda, Lepetellida, Haliotidae. The transcript is spliced from 2 exons. Bases 219 to 1277 code for a protein of 352 amino acids. The record is from RefSeq and is a predicted model, not a curated record.
CCUAUAUCCGACGCUGUGCGGAGCUGAGUCAAUCGUCAUUGUUGACAGGUUGUAUAAAGCUAUGUGGAAGUCACGUGACCAUCACAUGAGCGUAAACUAUUUAUAUAUAACUUCACAGUACUUGUGCAUGAACGUUAUCGAUGAACAUUCGUUUGGUCGCUGGUUUGACAGUGUUGUGAUAUAAUUUCCUGCUACAAGGCAUUCCCAGCAAGUGCAAAAUGUCAGUCACUGUAGACAUAUCCGAGCUGAAGAGCAAAGGCUACACCGUGGUGAAAGACGUAAUGUCACCAGAGGACUGUGACAAGUAUAUCAACAUCUACAGCAACUGGCUUGCACAGUUCAAUGAUUCGUGGCCAAUCUCAAGCAACUCUCUGAUCCAACGAUACGGGAUUGGUCACAUGGAGCCAUCCUGGGGAACCCGCCAAAAGUCCAAGAAGGUCUUCGAGCAAAUAUGGGGCACUGACCAACUACUGACAAGCUUUGACGCAGUUGCAAUUGGGCGGCCACCUGAAGAUGGCGAGGAGACAUUUGCCGUCCCGGGGAAGCAUUGGCUCCAUUGUGACCAGGGCGUUGAGCGAGUUGGACUCCACGCCUACCAAGGAGCCGUGUAUUUAGAGGCUGCUGAUGAGGAUGACUGGACGUUUGAGGUUCUGGAAGGUUCGCAUUUGUUGCACAAAGAAUUCUUUGAAACUUUUCCACGGGCAAAGAUUAGAAGCAUCACCAACAAGUUCUACGGCCUAACAGAUGGAGACGUGGAGUGGUACAGUUCCCAUGAUGGAGUUACGCGACGAAGGGUCCCCGCCCCUAAAGGAGGGAUGAUCAUAUGGGAUUCAAGACUCAUCCAUGCCAAUGUUCGACCGAUGGAAAACAGGCGCCACCCUGGGAGAUGGAGAUACGCUGUGUUUGUUUCCAUGGGCCCGGCCAUAUGGGCCAGUAAGGAAUAUCUCAGACAGAAGAAGCAGGCGUACCAAGGUCUGAGGAUGACGUCCCAUUGGCCCUGUAAUGGUCUUGCAUUGUUCUCGGAUAUGGAGGUAGGUGGAAUCAUGGCCACAGAGAAACUACCAGACAUAGCCUGCACAGAUGAUGCUAAACGUUUGGCAGGGGUUCUGCCCUAUCUUGGUCAGAAGAAGGGGCCGCCAUGGAGGCCUGAAUGGGCAGAGGGCAGCAGGGAGGGACGUGAGAUGACAAGAGGGUCUACCCCGCUGUGGGUGGUAUUAGGAGUUGCAGCGAUAUCCAUUGUCACUGCUCUUUUUGUAAAGAAAAGUUUCAUGGGAUAAACUGUCUGACGCUGUUCACUUCAAUGAAAUCUGAAACAGUAUUAUUAUUAAGGUUGCAUCAGCAUUGUUUCAGCCACAUGACCAUGUAACCAUCACUUGCACAUACAAUUCCACUUCCUUAAAUGAAGGUUCAUCAACUGGAUAUAUUUUUUAAGAUAUUCAAGACCACAUACCAUCAUGAUCUUUGCCAAUUGAAACAAACUAAAAAAAAGCGUUUGGCAAAGUACUGCCUAUUUUCCCCCGUACUGCGAGUUCAACAUUAGAAGGCAUGAUGUUAUUGGGGAGAGAAAUCAGGACUGGCUCCUUCAGCCAAUGAUUUUAGAUAAGACUGAGAAGCUUCGUCCUGAAUUGCAAUUCCUGACAAUACUAGACCAAACAGAUUCAGUUGGGUGUUUAUUCAGAACAUCUUAUCUCAUAUCAUUUGCAUAAGCCAUAAUCUCAUUGUAUGAAAAGAGAACCUAAGACAUUAAACGAUGUUGUGUGGUGAAGUCAUACCCUGCUUAUGAUGCAUCCUGGAUUACACUUUAUGAGCCACGAUUGUCACCAAACUCUUUCAACACAGCUGUAGAUCAUCACAUACUUAUUGUUUGCGACAUUGUUUUGGGGAAUAUCUUAAUGGGACUAUGCUCCACGAACUGGUGUCUAGGCUACAUCUGUUGUCAUUCUGAAACUGGGAAACUGGGGCAUUAUCUCCUGUGUUGCAAGAUAUCAAUAACUGUUUUGAAUUAGCUAGAAUUUGCUGAGUCUACUUAUUGGUUGGAGACUAGCCCCCUAUAGAUAUUACAUAUAUAUAUAUUAUUUAUUCACACACACUAUAUAUAUAUAUACAUGUAUUUAUAUUAGUAGAUUGUGAGUAUGCAUGAUUAAAGUUUAUUUUCUCAGACUUACAAGAUUUUGUUUUCAUUUUAAACAAUCACUAAAUUGGAUUGGGUAGUCACUUGGUUACAUAUCAAACACUGGUUUAUUUGGUUGGACUCAAUUAUUUACCAUCUUGAUAUAGCUGGUGCCGUGCUGACCAUGGUCAAACAAAGCACACACACACAAAUUAAUAAUAUAUAUUUAUUCCAGGAGAUUGUGAAUAUUCAUGUUAACAUGAUUAAAGCUGAUUUUCUCAGACUCGUGAGAUUUUGUUUUGUUAUUUGCAACAUAAUUUGAUUGGGUCGUGAGACAUGGAUCAGGCA